UGAAACGGUGAAAACAGGGGAGCAGAUGCAAAAUACAGACAUGUUGUCCAACCUAGUAUUCCUUCUGCUUCUGCUAAUUGGCUUAGUAGCCUCAGAAGAUACCAGCUUCACCUACCUCGGGUUUCAAUCGGCAAAUCUAAGCCUUGACGGCAUAGCCGGUGUCACUUCAACUGGCCUUUUGAAGCUCACUAAUGACACCAAACAGCAAAUGGGUCAUGCUUUCUAUCCUAAUCCAAUAACCUUCAAGAACUCAUCCAAUGGCUCUGUUUCCUCCUUCUCUACCACCUUUGUAUUUGCUAUCUUUCCUGAAUAUCCCACUUUGAGUGGUCAUGGAAUUGCUUUCGUGAUUGCCCCCACAAGAGGGCUCCCAGGAGCUCUGCCAAGCCAGUGGCUUGGCCUUUUCAAUACUAGCAACGAUGGUAAUGCAACCAAUCAUGUUGUCGCCAUAGAGCUCGAUACCCUUCGGAACAGCGAGUUUGGUGACAUCAAUGAUAACCAUGUUGGGAUUGAUAUAAAUGGGUUGACGUCCAUCAAAUCUGCUCCCGCAGGAUAUUAUGUUGAUAAGAAUGGUGCGUUUAGGAAUUUGACUCUUAUCAGUGCCCACCAAAUGCGAGUUUGGGUGGAAUAUGACGGUGUCGAGAAGAAAAUCGAGGUCACUAUGGCUCCAAUUAAUGUCGGAAAACCCAAAACUCCGCUCUUGUCUUUGUCCUAUGAUCUUUCACCCAUCAUUGAAGACAACAUGUAUGUUGGUUUGUCGUCCUCAACUGGCUCAAUUCUAACAACCCAUUAUGUUUUGGGUUGGAGCUUUAAGGUGAACGGCCAGGCUCCAGAACUUGAUGUCUCUCAACUUCCCAAGCUGCCUCGGAUUGGAGCUGUAGUUUAUGUCAUAAGAAGGAAGAGGAAGUUUGCAGAAUUGCUAGAAGACUGGGAGCGUCAAUAUGGACCUCACCGAUUCAAAUACAAAGAUCUUUACGUUGCCACAAAAGGAUUUAGGGACAAAUACCUGUUGGGCACUGGCGGAUUUGGUAGGGUGUAUAGAGGUAUACUACCAACCUCAAAAAUUGAGAUUGCAGUGAAGAAGGUCUCCCAUGAAUCAAGGCAGGGAAUGAAACAAUUUGUUGCAGAAAUUGUAAGCAUUGGUCGGCUUCGUCACAGGAAUUUAGUACCACUCUUGGGGUAUUGCCGGCGCAAAGGAGAGCUGUUUUUGGUGUAUGAUUACAUGCCUAACCGCAGCCUAGACAAGUACCUCUUCGACCAACCAAAGGUUACCCUGAGCUGGAGCCAAAGAUUUCGAGUAAUCAAAGGUGUGGCUUCGGGGCUGUUUUAUCUACACGAAGAAUGGGAGCAAGUUGUUAUUCAUAGAGAUGUCAAGGCUAGUAAUGUCUUGCUUGAUGGUGAAUUGAAUGCCAGAUUAGGAGACUUCGGUCUUGCAAGAUUAUAUGACCAUGGAGCUAAUCCUCCAACAACUCAUGUGGUUGGAACUCUUGGGUAUCUUGCCCCAGAGCAUAGUCGAAGCGGCAAGGCCACGCCAGGCACCGACGUGUAUGCUUUCGGGGCAUUUUUGCUUGAAGUUGCUUGUGGCAGGAGACCAAUAGAGCCACGGGGGGCAGCAAAUGAUGUCCUUCUCCUUGAUUGGGUGUUUUCUCAUUGGAACCGAGGCGAAAUUCUUGAGGCAAGGGAUGUGAGUUUGGGUGCAGAUUAUGUAGCAGAGGAAGUAGAGCUGGUUUUGAAACUUGGGUUGCUCUGCUCUCAUUCAGAGCCUGCGGCUAGGCCUAGCAUGCGCCAAGUAGUGCAGUUCUUGGUGGGUGAUUUUCCUCUUCCUGAGCUAUCAUCGCUUGGCCUUUGUGGCGGCGGCUUAACAUUUGCGCAUAAUAAGGAAGGUGGUUUCAAUGAUGUUGCCAUGUCCUAUCCGUCUUCAGGGGACAGGUUCACUCAGUCCUCUUUUGCUGCAGAGUCACUUCUCUCAGGCGGUCGCUGAUUCUAAAAGCUUUUGUUUUAAGUUUGUUAGUAAUGAUCUUGAAAUGAAUGUAGUGAAGUAGCAGAUAGUUUGUUUUAAGGCAGUGCAGUAUAUUUGGGUUGAUAGGGCCAUUUGCAAUCAUAUGUUUUGCAACUUUGCUUGCUCCAAAAUAAUUCGUCAGUGUUUUGGAUUUAUGUUGGAUGCCACAGUUAAUAGAGAUUAGAUUUA
Corylus avellana is the source of this 2185-nucleotide messenger RNA. RefSeq names its product L-type lectin-domain containing receptor kinase IV.1. Gene Ontology annotation, biological process: protein phosphorylation. The record is from RefSeq and is a predicted model, not a curated record. NCBI's taxonomy places the organism in Eukaryota, Viridiplantae, Streptophyta, Magnoliopsida, Fagales, Betulaceae. Gene Ontology annotation, molecular function: carbohydrate binding; ATP binding; protein kinase activity.